Cyclocybe aegerita is the source of this 1887-nucleotide messenger RNA. The record is from the annotation of a GenBank genome assembly. Lineage: Eukaryota; Fungi; Basidiomycota; Agaricomycetes; Agaricales; Hemipholiotaceae.
AUGGAGGUUGAGGGCACUCAGGAAGGCGAAGAGGUCUCGAGGGACCCCUCUGUCGACCAACUUUUGGGUCAAUAUCCCUUGAAGUUCCAAGACACAGUCAAGGAUCUUUCAGGGGACCUCGAGGUGUUGACCACUUCUGUUGCGAGGGCCACAGAUUGGAUUCUGCAGGCUGCGCAUCACGAUCUGCUCUCCAUCGAUGGGGGUGAUGUCUUCGUGGCUCAGAUGACGUCCUUUGUGAACGCCGUCAUGGCCACCGACUUUAGUCGUAUUUGCGGACCAGGCGAACUUGACAACUUCUUGCUUGCCUCCCUUCUCGAGGCUGAGACGUUGUCCAAGGAUGAGCCGACUAUCCAUCCAGCUCCCUUUUUUGACCUCCUCCCCCUGCUGCCCGCAUUGGACAACCUAGGUCGCCCGGCCUCCCCUUCUCGCAUCCCUGCUUCCAAGAAGCGUAAGGGUGUUGAUCGUCCAGUGCCGCCCCCUCCUCAGAAGAAGAGCAAGGUUGCCUACUCCUGCCCUGGUCUGCCUCUGCUGAUCAACGGUGCUACUAAGCCCAAGCCCUGGCCGAUGAAGACUUCCCCUCAUCGCUCCGUCCCCUUUUUUACUUCCAAGGGCCCCACCCAGAAGCAGGUUCUUGUGUCAUUCGGGGGUACCCCUCCUGACCUCAUGAAAUUCUUCACCAAAUCGGCCGUCCAUGCAGCCAAUGGGUAUCUCAGAGAUGGCCACUCCAUGUUAAAGGUCACCUCCAUUGUCUGUGCCUACGAUGGCUUGUCGUUGGUCACCCCUGCUGUCGCCAGCCUGUCCGACCUGGACAUACUGUGCAACUUUAUUUGUGAAAGCCUCCCAAUGGGUACCCUGUUUGAGGUUGCGCUCCCCUUGUCAACAUCUUUCAUUAAGAUUCUCAACGUUCCCUACUUCGACCCCAAAGGAUUGAAGAUCACCCAGGAGGCGCUGAGAAGGCCCUCAGUUCAUGCUGAGGUUUUUGCGUAUCUGAGCACCAAGCCUUGGAUCAAUCGCAACUCGGCGCACUUGACAUUGUGCACCGUGUACUGCAACAUUUGGGACUGCCAGCAGGGAACCCAUGCCAAGAAGGCCUUAGGCCAAUCAGGCCGCGCUGCGUCGACACACUGCACACACUGGGGGUCCCGCUCUGCCAGCACUGCUGGAAGUGGGGCCACCCCACUGUUGCCUGCAAGGUCCACACAAGCAGAAGGAACAUCACCAACAUGUGGGAUGUUGCAAGGGGAACGCGAAAGCAAAGCCCCUGUGCUGCCCACCCCUCAUGACCAGCCCUGCCCCCACAAAGGCCGCUGUGUCAAUUGCCACAAGGACCACACUGCCAACUUGGCUUUGUGCAAGUUCUGGGCCCAUCGCUAUGACUGUGAGUGGAUCAUGGCCAAGUAUCGUCAGACUAAUGAAGGGCAACCCUCAGGACCUAAAUACAUGGAGGGCAAUGAGGUUAUUGGCGCACCGAAACAUCCAGACUGGUUGCAAAUGGUGUGCAUUAAGGAAGGGGAAGUUGCCCAUGUAAUUGCCUAUGUUUCGACUAGGCUCUCCCGCUAUCGUCCCGCUAUGCGCCGCAACAUUGUCGACCAUCGCAACAUCCUCGUCCUCUUCCUCUUUAGUGGGGGUGAGGUUCUUAAUCUCAUGAACAUCUAUUCUGACAAUCAACACACAGCCAUUGAGCACCUCACUGCUCGUGUGCAUUCUCUGCCACCUUUCAUUUAUAUGGCAGGCGACUUCAACUGUGUGUCGACAACUUGGGAUGACUAUGAGCAUGGCGAGUCGUCGACAGCAAUAUCCCUGUGGGACACCGCAUCUCAGAUCGGCCUCGAGUGGGCACGACCUUCUAACCAUGGACCAACGAGGAUCAGUCCUAAUCCAUGUUAG